UUCUCCCUAUAAAAUGGCACCAACUGUCAGUGUUGAAACCACACUUCUCCAACCAACGCUACCUUUGUAAUCUAUCUUUCAGCAAAUAAUGUCAAACCAUCUUCAAGUGCCCUGCCCUAAACCGGUUUCAACCAAAGAAGACCAGGAAGUCGACGAGAAAAUGAUUAGCUUGCAUGCUGAGAGCAUCCUGAACACUAUAGCUUUCCCCAUGGUCCUCAAAGCUGCCUUGGAGCUUGGCGUCAUCGACACCCUCGCUGCUGCAGGCAACGGUACAUGGAAAUCACCGUCUGAGAUAACGGCUAAUCUCCCAAUCAAACCCAAGAACCCGGAGGCGCCUAAUUUGCUAGACCGGAUGCUGCGAUUACUCGUAAGCCACUCGAUCUUGAAAUGCCGUGUCAUUGAAACCGGUGGAACCGGAAACACAGAGAGGGUAUAUGCAGCCGAACCGGUUUGCAAAUUUUUCUUGAAAGAUAGUGAUGGUUCUGGUUCUCUUGCGUCUCUGUUCUCGUUGUGCCAUACCCAAGUCCAUUUCAAUACAUGGGACAAUCUUAAAGAUGUAAUACUAGAUGGAAAAGAUGCAUUCAUCUCAGCACAAGGCAUGCCACUUUUUGAAUACAUUAGUUCGGACCAACAAUUCUCUGAGGUGUUUCACCGGGCCAUGUCAGAAUCUGCCACAAUGGUGAUGAAGAAGGUUCUAGAGGUUUACAGAGGAUUUGAAGAUGUUCACACUUUGGUUGAUGUAGGAGGAGCAACUGGCACCAUAUUAGGUUUAAUCACUUCCAAGCAUCCUCAUAUCAAGGGUAUUAAUUUUGACUUAGCGCAGGUUUUAACCAAUGCUCCAUCUUAUCCAGGAGUGGAGCAUGUCUCCGGAGACAUGUUUGUAGAGGUUCCAAAGGGAGAUGCCGUCUUUAUGAAAGUAACUUUA
Messenger RNA from Brassica oleracea var. oleracea, 925 nucleotides. Its product is annotated as caffeic acid 3-O-methyltransferase-like. Lineage: Eukaryota; Viridiplantae; Streptophyta; Magnoliopsida; Brassicales; Brassicaceae. Gene Ontology annotation, biological process: methylation. Gene Ontology annotation, molecular function: S-adenosylmethionine-dependent methyltransferase activity; O-methyltransferase activity; protein dimerization activity. The transcript has 3 exons. The record is from RefSeq and is a predicted model, not a curated record. The annotation marks the transcript as partial.